AAUUAUGACACCUGGAAGACCGAUGUAUACAAGGUAUAUCCAGGUGCAUCACAGGAAGACAAAACCUUUACCCACACUGACCUUGAGGAGUUAAUGCGGAAAUUGGCCAUGGUACUGAUGAAUACUCAAGCCCAAUUGGGAGAGUACAUUCAUGCAUUUCAUCAUAUCACCAGGUCAUUUGGUGAAGGAGAACAGUUAUCAGAAAGAGAGAAGAACUGUGCAUUCAUACAAGGAUUCCAUAUCAAAUUUGCGAGUCAAGUUCUCACCAAACUUGCCAUUGAGUUCCCUAAGCAUCACCCAGAAAUUCCAUACCUGAUGUCUGACAUACAAAAUACCACAUCUUGGCUGCUUCAU
This is a messenger RNA of Dacryopinax primogenitus, 354 nucleotides long. RefSeq lists its product as uncharacterized. NCBI's taxonomy places the organism in Eukaryota, Fungi, Basidiomycota, Dacrymycetes, Dacrymycetales, Dacrymycetaceae. The annotation marks the transcript as partial. The transcript has a single exon. The record is from RefSeq and is a predicted model, not a curated record.